Molecule: messenger RNA, 701 nt
Organism: Dendroctonus ponderosae (mountain pine beetle)
Lineage: Eukaryota; Metazoa; Arthropoda; Insecta; Coleoptera; Curculionidae
Product: protein max
Biological process (GO): positive regulation of transcription by RNA polymerase II
Cellular component (GO): RNA polymerase II transcription regulator complex
Molecular function (GO): protein dimerization activity; DNA-binding transcription factor activity
Source: RefSeq, a predicted model, not a curated record
AGGGAAUGCUUGUGACUUUUGACUGCUCACUAUAUUAUCUAUGGUUAUGGUUUCUGGUUUUAUUACAUUUUGCCGUUCCUGAGUUGUAUUACCUUUUUGCAUUGACGAAGUUCAAAGAUUGUGCAAAUGACUGAAAUGGACGCAGACUUGUACCCUGACUAUGAGGACGAUGAUGAUGGGGAAAGCGAUGAGGAUAGCGAUGACCUGUAUGUUGGGCAACUUGAGGCCUCAAUGUCUUCAGAGAACCAGUACUAUUCCCAGGCAGACAAACGGGCGCACCAUAACGCUUUGGAGCGUAAACGACGCGAUCAUAUCAAAGACAGCUUCACUAAUUUGCAUAAUUCCGUGCCUGUAUUACAAGGACAAAAGGCCAGUAGGGCGCAAAUUUUGCACAAGUCGGCUGAGUAUAUCACAGUCAUGAAAAAGAGGACUAAUGAUGCCCGCCUGUACAUCAGCGAUUUGAUACGGACAAAUAAUACGUUGGAGUCUGAACUUAAUGUGCUCAAAAGGGUCCGUAGAAAUGGAAUAUUUCCCGUGGAAAUGAUGAGAAACAUGGACCUCGAAUCACUGAGUGACACUGAAACCUCAGACUCAUCAGACUUAUCAGAUGAAGACGAUGAAAGGCAGGCGGGGCGCCGUCGCCAAAUAAAAAGGGCCAGAAGGAGAUAUUAAUAUAAGAUAUAGAAGGGGAAAAACGUCCC